Messenger RNA from Eutrema salsugineum, 1022 nucleotides. RefSeq names its product probable E3 ubiquitin ligase SUD1. The transcript has 3 exons. The record is from RefSeq and is a predicted model, not a curated record. The coding region runs from base 149 to 733 and encodes 194 amino acids. NCBI's taxonomy places the organism in Eukaryota, Viridiplantae, Streptophyta, Magnoliopsida, Brassicales, Brassicaceae. Gene Ontology annotation, cellular component: endoplasmic reticulum membrane.
UGUCAAGUCGAAGAGGACGUCAGUCUUGCUUACCCAAAUAUGGAAAUGGUGUGGGAUUGUCUUCAAGAGCUCGGUGCUGCUAGCCAUAUGGGUUUUUAUCAUUCCGGUACUUAUCGGACUUCUGUUUGAGCUUUUGGUGAUUGUUCCAAUGAGAGUCCCAGUAGAUGAAAGCCCUGUCUUCCUCCUGUAUCAAGACUGGGCUCUUGGGCUCAUCUUUUUGAAGAUCUGGACUAGACUGGUUAUGCUGGAUCAUAUGCUUCCGAUAAUGGAUGAUAGCUGGAGAGCAAAGUUUGAGAGGGUAAGAGAAGAUGGUUUCUCAAGGCUUCAAGGGUUAUGGGUACUUAGAGAGAUCGUAUUCCCGAUCGUGAUGAAACUUCUAACAGCAUUAUGCGUGCCAUAUGUCCUGGCGAGAGGAGUGUUCCCGAUGCUUGGAUAUCCGCUAGUUGUGAACUCUGCGGUCUACAGAUUUGCUUGGAUUGGUUGUCUCUCGGUGAGCCUCUUCUGCUUCUGUGCAAAAAGAUGCCAUGUAUGGUUCAGAAACCUUCACAACUCUAUCCGUGAUGACCGUUAUCUCAUUGGUCGGAGACUACACAACUUUGGGGAAGCUGCUAUGGCUAACCAGAACCAAAACCAGAGCAGUGAGGAUGCAGGAGAUGGUGGGGUCUUGAUAGGACGUGAGGGAGAUGCUGAUACUGGACUUAGGCUCAGACGUGCAAUCCAACAAGAAGCUUAGAAAGAAUAUUAGUGUUUUGCCAGGUGAUGAAUCAAAUUCGAAACAGUUCACCAGAGUUGUUUAACAUUUGUGUACCUAAGCUGUAAGGUAUUGGCUUUGAAAGAUUUUUUUAUUAGUCCAUAUGUAAUUAUAUCCGUUGAUCCUCUUUUAUUUUGUUUUGUGCCUUAUUUAAACGAAAAGAUCUUUAGAAAUAAGUCAAUGACGCUUCGUUUGUCCAUAUAUUUGUAUUGUAAUGUUUUUGUAUUGUAUUGAGUCAAACUCUUCUCUUAGUGCAUGAUGUACGCCUGAA